Molecule: messenger RNA, 2214 nt
Organism: Entelurus aequoreus (snake pipefish)
Lineage: Eukaryota; Metazoa; Chordata; Actinopteri; Syngnathiformes; Syngnathidae
Gene: esr1
Product: estrogen receptor 1
Exons: 10
Coding region: 178-1866 (562 amino acids)
Biological process (GO): regulation of DNA-templated transcription; steroid hormone receptor signaling pathway
Cellular component (GO): nucleus
Molecular function (GO): steroid binding; sequence-specific DNA binding; DNA-binding transcription factor activity
Source: RefSeq, a predicted model, not a curated record
UUUGCGAGGGAUAAACGAGGCAAGCACAGCGGCACAGAGGAUGAAUCCUGUUUGACAAGGCACAGCCCGGCAAAGAGCAGGAAGCCUUGUGGACCUCCGCCGAGACCCGGGAUCCGCCCAGCCGCCCCAGAGCUGGAGAGCCUGACCCCGCCGCGCCUGUCGCCCCCACUUCGUGGCAUGUUCCCCGAAGAGAGCCGGGGGUCCGGAGGGGUCGCAACGGUGGACUUCCUGGAGGGGACGUAUGACUAUGCCACCCCGACCCCGCUCUACAGCCACCCCACUCCGGGCUACUACUCGGCGCCCCUGGACACCCAAGGACCUCCAUCUGACGUCAGCCUUCAGUCGCUGGGCAGCGGGCCCACCAGUCCUCUCGUCUUUGUGCCCACCAGCCCCCGGCUCAGCCCCUUCAUGCACCCCCCCAGCCAUCACUACCUGGAAGCCACUUCAACUCCUGUCUACAGGUCCAGCGAGCUGGCCGGCCAGCAGCAGGCCACCAGGGAUGAGCAGUGCGGCACCAGCACGGAGUCUUACGUUGUGGGGGGGUCGGAGGCCGCCGCCGCUGGAGUGUUUGAAAUGGCCAAAGAGACGCGCUUCUGUGCCGUGUGCAGCGACUACGCCUCCGGCUACCACUAUGGGGUGUGGUCCUGUGAGGGAUGCAAGGCCUUCUUUAAGAGGAGCAUCCAAGGUAGCAACACUUUCAACAAAAUGAAUAUUCGCCACAAUGACUACGUGUGCCCUGCAACCAAUCAGUGCACUAUUGACAGGAAUCGAAGGAAGAGCUGCCAAGCGUGCCGACUAAGGAAGUGUUACGAAGUGGGCAUGAUGAAAGGAGGUGUACGCAAGGACCGCGGCCGUGUUUUACGCCGUGACAAGCGGCGCACCGGCACAGCUGAGAAGACCGCCAAGGAGGGGGAGCAUAGAAAAGUGUCCCCACAGGACGGGAGAAAACUGGGUAGCAGUGCUGGUGGGGGAAGAUCAUCAGUGACACACAUCCCUUCUGACCAGGUGCUACUCCUGUUGCAGGGGGCCGAACCGCCGAUAUUGUGUUGCCGGCAGAAGCAGAGCCGACCUUACACGGAGGUCACCAUGAUGACCCUGCUCACCAGCAUGGCUGACAAGGAGCUGGUCCACAUGAUCGCUUGGGCCAAGAAGCUUCCUGGUUUCCUGCAGCUGUCUCUGCACGACCAGGUGCAGCUGCUGGAGAGCUCCUGGUUGGAGGUGCUGAUGAUCGGCCUCAUCUGGAGGUCCAUCCACUGUCCCGGCAAGCUCAUCUUCGCUCAGGACCUCAUCUUGGACAGGGCCGAAGGAGAUUGUGUUGAAGGCAUGGCUGAGAUCUUUGACAUGCUGCUGGCCACUGCCUCGCGUUUCCGCAUGCUCAGACUCAAGCCUGAGGAGUUUGUCUGCCUCAAAGCAAUCGUCUUGCUCAACUCUGGCGCGUUUGCGUUCUGCACGGGUACGAUGGAGCCGCUCCACGACAGCGUGGCUGUGCAAGGCAUGCUGGACACUAUCACCGACGCCCUCAUACAUCACAUCAGCCAAUCAGGGUGCUCCGUGCAGCAGAAGGCCAGGCGCCAGGCCCAGCUGCUCCUCUUACUGUCUCACAUCAGGCACAUGAGUAACAAAGGCAUGGAGCACCUGUACAGCAUGAAGUGUAAGAACAAAGUGCCACUUUACGACUUGCUGCUGGAGAUGCUGGACGCUCACCGCCUGCACCGUCCGGUCGAAGUGCCUCCCGGUGGAAGCGGCAGCGAUGGCCCCUCUCUCAGUUCCGGAGGCAGUAGCCAAGAAAGCCUCAGCAGAGCCCCUCCAUGUCCAGGCGUCCUGCAAUUCGGAGGGUCCCGCUCCGACUGCGCUGACAUCUUAUGAGAUGGAGCUUAAACGGAACAAAAUAUCAGCAUGGAGUGGAGGUGAUUUCAUGAUUGAGAUGAUUUAUCCUUUUCUGUGGUUUGUUCCGGCACAAAUCAUCACUUUUGACAUCGCAAGUGCCAGCUUACAUCACAUUGUAGCCAACUGUGAGCUACUUUCAUUCCAAUUAAUGAGCAGCUAUUCUUAAUUUUCCCAUUCAACCAAAGUGCACUUCCUCUUUAAGGGGCUAUUGGGCAUUACUUUCAUCUUUUUGCAAAAUGUGAUUCAACGUGUAAUUUAUUUUAGAUUUCAACUGCCAGCUGAGAUCAAUAUGUCUGAUGUUGUGCUUUUGUCAUGUUUGGAAACAAU